CUGUUGUAUAUCAGUCAAACUACGAAAAGGCCUACGAGUCAAAUCUUUCACUUGAAACCAAAUUUUCGCUGGCUAUCAUUCCUAGGUUGUUGGGCAUGGCUUCAAUCAUACAUGAAUGAUGUUUAUUUCCAAAACUCUGCCUACCUUUUAUCAUUCCCCUGUACAGUGGUUCAUGGUAUACUGUCAUCCAACAUAGUACGACCGCUAUGCAAUGGAAGCUGGACAAAUAUUUCAAAUGUUUGCGGCAGAAUAUUGGCCCCUUGCUUACGAAUGCUAACUUCAAUCCCACUUCAUGGAGGAAUGAAAGGCUACUACGACAGGUACUGAUCUUCUAAAUGGACAAAUCAGACUAAACCUUUGAAAGGGACAUUCCACCAGUUCACCUGUUCACAGAACAGACUGCACACCUCAGCAUAUCAGUCGACCUAUAACUCCUCCAUCCCACAGAAGGAGCAAGCACUCUUUCUGGUGAUCUCCUCUAGACCACAAACAAUGGCCACCGAGUGUGAGGUGAACAAAUCCCGCCGCUUCGAUCGCGGCAUGUCGAGGCGGACACGAAAACCAGUGAGCCUCGUCGCUUGUUAUGAAGAUCGGUAUGUGCCGCCCCUGGCACGACAGCUGCUCCACGAGGCCAAGCUGAAGAGAUUGCUCCGGUGCGAAGAUACAAAAGAGCUGCAGGCACCUCAGCAAUGUGAAGAUGCAGAGCAGCAGCUGGAGAUUCCACUGGCACCACAUGAGUGUGAAGGUGUUGAGAAGAAGGCACCAGAGCAAUAUCAAGAUGAGCAAGAGAAGAAACCGCAGCAAUAUGAAGAUGAAGAGCAGGAGAAGAAACCACAUCUGCACCAAGAUGAGGAGCAGAACAUACCAGAGCAAUAUCAAGAUGAGGAGGAGACAGAACAGCAACAGCAAGAUGAUGAUGCGCCAGAGCAAUGCCUAGAUGAGGAUCAAAAGACACCGAAGCAAUACCAAGAUAAGGAGUUGGAGGAAGAGGAGGAGCAAAACAUACCAGAGCAGUACCAAGGUGAGGAGUUGGAGGAGGAUCAAAAGACACCAGAGCAAUACCAAGAUGAGGAGUUGGAGACCGAGGAGGAGGAGCAAAACAUAGCAGAGCAAUACCAAGACGAGGAGGAGGAAGGGGAUGAGCAAAACAUACCGGAGCUAUAUCUUGGUGAAGAGCAAAAGAUAGCACAACAAUACCAAGAUGAGAAGGCACCAGAGGAAUGCCAUGUUGAGGAGCAAACGGCACCAGAGAAGUGCGAAGACGAGGAAGAGAAGACAUGCAAACAAUGCCAAGAUGGGGAUGAGAAGCCAUCAGAGCAAUAUCAAGACGAAGAUGAGAAGACAUCAGUGCAACAUCAAGAUGAAGAACAGAAGGCACAGCAGGGAGGCCGAGACACGAAGCAGAAGACCCUGGCGCAGCGCCUGAGCGGAAAAAAGCCGACCGCGCCUGUCGGCGACGUGCCACGGCUUUCCCUUCUGGAGCUGAUACGGGAGAAGCAGCUUGGCAAUGGCGAAGCAAAAGCUGGCAGGGACUUCGGCUACGGGGAGAAUGCCAUCGCUGACCAUAGAGCAGCAGCAGCAGCAGCUGGCGGCACAACAUUGGCUAUGGUGAUAAGGAGGCCCGACGGAGGGAAGAAGAAGUCGCCGGGAAUCGUCCGCCGCUGCGUGAAGGCCUUGAACCAGAUGAUCAAGGCCAAGCAUGGGUCCAAGAAGAGCGUGCCUUUCAAGGAGGUAUGAACACAGGUACACAGUUUCUUACUAUACUCCGGACAUCUCAGAAUAAUGCAAGAUUGCGCAAAAACUAGAUUUUGGGCAAUGACGCAAUAUGAUGAGCAAAUUCUGCCAGGGAACUCCACAGCAAACCCUGCCUUCUACCUAGAGCAGAUCUGUUAUCAGAGAUGUUGUUUUAUGGCAUCUGAUCAGUUAUGUACUUACUCAAACGAUGUACCGGAUGAAACAUCAGCGAGUCUAUCUAGAUAAUCUUCGAACUAUUUACUGUAUAGAAUCAUGGACAUGAAGGAGUUGCUCAGUUCUACCGACAGUUUCUCCCGGGUCGGCAAGGGUGUGCUGGUGCGCACUCCCUUUCGUUUC
This is a messenger RNA of Triticum urartu, 2091 nucleotides long. RefSeq lists its product as uncharacterized. Lineage: Eukaryota; Viridiplantae; Streptophyta; Magnoliopsida; Poales; Poaceae. The record is from RefSeq and is a predicted model, not a curated record.